AUGAAAAAUAAAAUUCUUUUCGUAUUCAUCCUGAUAACUGGUACUGGCCUGUUGCUUUCAACACUUAUCAGCUGGAAAGCAGUAACAAAGCCUGUUGCGGACAAGGCAGUGCAGGCAUCCGUUGUAAAAGCAUUUUCAAUACUGCAAACCACCGGCGCCACCUUUAUCAGUAAAGCCAGGUGCGCCUCCUGUCAUCAUAGUACCAUGACCUCCAUGAUUUCUGCUACACUGAAGAAAAAGGGUAUCAGCAUCCUUGAUACCACUGCGGUAUUGCGUGAUAUGGCCAUGACGGGAACCCUGGAUUUUGUGGGCAACCCCAAUCUGAAUAACCAGUUCGUUUCCGCGAAAUUUCUCGCUCCCUACGUGCUGUUGGGCAUGGACGCUGAGCAACAUCCAGCUGAUUUUACCACUGACAUUGCAGUAAAUUACAUUAUCAGCCAGGCGCUGCCGGAUGGUAGUUUUAAAGCCGAAUAUGCAAGGGUGCCGCUGGAAUGCGGGGAUAUUCACCUGACGGCGCUCUCUAUACGUGCCAUACAAUUGUAUGCGCCGAAGGCAACGUUUGCACAUACGCAGGAAUUGGUACUGCGUACAAAACAAUGGCUGGAAAAACAGCAUUCUCCGGAUCAGCAGGAACUCAGUUUCCAGCUAUUGGGCCUGCACUGGUGCGGUAGCAAUAAAAACCUGCAGGCCGGCGUAGCGCAAUCCAUUAUUGCGCUGCAAAAUAAAGACGGUGGCUGGUCACAAUUACCCAGCAUGGCCAGCGAUGCAUAUGCCACGGGGCAAUCAAUGUAUGCGCUGAUUUUAUCGGGUGCCGCAGACAGCAGGUCGGAAGUUAUUCAGAAAGGAAUCCGUUACCUACUAGGCACACAGGACAAAACGGGUGCCUGGACGGUGGCCACACGCUCGAAUCCCAUACAGCCAUUCAUUAAUUCCAACUUUCCCCCAUACGACGAUAACCAGUUUAUUUCGGCGGCAGCUACCAAUUGGGCUGCGCUUGCCCUGGCGGAAGCACUGCCGGAUGCAAAAUAA
Molecule: messenger RNA, 1029 nt
Organism: Ostertagia ostertagi
Lineage: Eukaryota; Metazoa; Nematoda; Chromadorea; Rhabditida; Trichostrongylidae
Source: the annotation of a GenBank genome assembly